Anopheles maculipalpis is the source of this 986-nucleotide messenger RNA. It is a transcript of the gene Pur-alpha, whose product is annotated as transcriptional activator protein Pur-alpha. The transcript has a single exon. The record is from RefSeq and is a predicted model, not a curated record. The coding region runs from base 139 to 984 and encodes 281 amino acids. Gene Ontology annotation, biological process: regulation of transcription by RNA polymerase II. Gene Ontology annotation, molecular function: purine-rich negative regulatory element binding; RNA polymerase II transcription regulatory region sequence-specific DNA binding; DNA-binding transcription factor activity, RNA polymerase II-specific. Gene Ontology annotation, cellular component: nucleus. Lineage: Eukaryota; Metazoa; Arthropoda; Insecta; Diptera; Culicidae.
UAGUAGUAGUACCUUCAGAGGACUACUGCUAGUACACAGGGGCCUUAUCCCUGUCACUUUUCUUGUUUUCCCGGUUCCAAAGCGGCAUAGAAAAUAAACUUUAAUCUGACUCUCGGUUGGUUCGGUGGCACCUCGGAAAUGUCCGACACUGGUAGUGGACACGACGGAGGCGCCCAAAAGGACUAUUCACAGAAGAUGGACGGUGGCGGUGUGCUGGGCGGUGGUGGCAGCGGCGACUUCGACUCUGGCCAGCAAAGCCAACAAACGGAGCAGGAGCUUGCCACGAAGAUGCUGCAGAUCCAGUCGAAGCGCUUCUACCUGGACGUGAAGCAGAAUCGGCGCGGUCGGUUCAUCAAGGUGGCAGAAAUCGGUGCGGACGGGCGGCGCAGUCAGAUCUUUCUCGCCCUGUCGACCGCGGCCGAGUUCCGGGACCAUCUGUCGACCUUCAGCGAUUACUACGCAUCGCUGGGCCCGCCGAACCCGGACAACGUGCCCGAGGACGGUAAGCUAAAGUCGGAGAUGAUGAUCAAGGACAACCGGCGGUACUACCUGGACCUGAAGGAGAACGUGCGGGGCCGGUUUCUGCGCGUGUCGCAAACGAUUACGCGCGGCGGUCCACGCUCGCAGAUCGCCAUCCCGGCGCAGGGCAUGAUCGAGUUCCGCGAUGCACUAACCGACCUGCUCGAGGAGUUCGGUACGAACGACGGUGGCUACAAGGGCGAGCUGCCCGAGGGUCGCCAUAUGCGGGUCGAUAACAAAAAUUUCUACUUCGACAUCGGACAGAAUAGCCGGGGAAUAUAUAUGCGCGUGUCGGAGGUUAAAAGCAACUUCCGCACCGCGAUUACGGUGCCGGAAAAGUGCUGGCCACGGUUCCGCGACAUCCUCAACGAUUACUGUGACAAAAUGAAGAAAACGUCCGAGUCAACUACUUCUUCAAUCACUGCCGAUAAUACUUUACAAAAGCAAACAUCAAAUAAUAUGUAAAA